Messenger RNA from Rhagoletis zephyria (snowberry fruit fly), 2392 nucleotides. RefSeq lists its product as uncharacterized. Lineage: Eukaryota; Metazoa; Arthropoda; Insecta; Diptera; Tephritidae. The record is from RefSeq and is a predicted model, not a curated record.
UUUCCCUAUCCUUUCCCCCCUAAUCCAGGGUGUUAUGCGUCACCGUGCCUAUUGGAUGGUUUGCAGCCAGGGGUAUCCGGCUGUAUUCUAACGGCGCUCUCCUGAUACCGGGUCACCUCAGGAGGUAGAAUGACCUUGCCACGGCGGAGGGGACCGCUGUGGUCGACGUCUCCCUUCUCCCCCCCUAAAUACGUAGUCCGCCACGCUCGCCACGUCGAGCAGUGCGGACGUUUAUGAAAAAAGAUGAACCAAAACAAAAAACCCGCCUCGGAUAACCGAGAACCCCCCAAAAAAAGUAGACCCACCCAGUCAGGAAGGUCCGGUCUGUCCUCGGACAAGACCAAGCAAGCCAGCGGUGCAAAGUCUGUGGCCAAGCCAGGGCUGAGCAUACGCUCUGUCCCCUCUGGGACUGCCUCAACGGCAUCGAGGCCCCCUUCCGGCAACCGGUCUAGCCAUGUCCCUAGACAAGCUAGCGAGGAUUUUAAUCCGUCCGGUGCUGGUAGCAGACCCACCCUCGCAGAUAGGUCUUCGGGAGGCAAGGGCAGCCCUGUCACAAGACAAGCUAGCCCUGCUGCCGUCCCCGCCACUCCAGGAGGCAAGGGAACAUCGACAGGUGCAAUCCCUAAAGCGGCGUCGGCGACAUCAGACCGCAUGGCUAAGCCAGCGGCCUCUGAGGUGCGCCAUUCUGGCACUAAUGUAGCGAUGGGCAGUAGCCAUCCCCAGAAGCACAUUAGUGCAUCAGAAAGGUACUAUCGUACCAGACGGUCAGCCCUCAGAAUCCUGGAGAGACUGAGGGAUAAGAAGCCAGAAGAACUGACCGCAGAAGAGCUGGACUCAAGAAAUUGGGCCGAAAAGUUUAUGGCUGAACACCAGGCGAAAGCCAAACAAGAGUCUGCUCAAGGCAAGCGGAAGUCCUCUAGGGAGCUAAGCUCGGAACCCAAGAGAACAAGGGUAUCCGCCUUUUUAACAGCGGACGAGCUGCAGAAAAGAUCCUUCGCGGACGCGGCGAAGGACACAUUUACCAGGGCUGUGAUAGACCGCAGCUCACUUGAUGGUGCAAUAUCACCACAGAACUGGGACCUGGUCAACAGGCGACUCUGGGCCGUCUAUAAGGAGGUUCUAGGGGAAAACCCAGGACCACCCCCCAGUUGUGCGGACGCCGGUUGGUUCCAAAACCGCGUCAAAUUAACAAGGUGCGCGGACCAGAGAUCCGUCGACCUAUACACCCUGGCCAUCAGUCGCGUAGGCGAGGUCUGGCCGGGUGCACGCCUUGAGGCGAUAAAGCGGGAAGACAUUCCCAAUCGGCCCAGAUCCAGGGCCUGGAUUCCAGACUUCCACACCGACCCACAGGAAGUGCUGGAAUGGAUACGUAUGGGCAACCCCGAGCUACCCACCCACGACUGGAAGGUAGCAAAGAUAGGCGAUAUCGAUGGCAAGCGAAGGUUAGCGGUAAUAGUCCUCAACGAGGAAUCAGUAGAACCGCUAGCCAACCAAAACUGGAGGAUAAAUUAUGGCUUCCAAGCCUUGAACCUCCAUGUUUAUCGGCAGGACGUGUCAGGGAAACAACACCCUACCGACGAAGCGAGCGCAGUGGAAAGUGCUACUGACGACGAAGUGGCAUCCACCUCCGGAAUGGUCGGCGAACUCUUCGAGAGGGUGACUCUAGAAGAGGGGGCGGGGGACCACUCCGACUUUUCCGACACCAUGGUGGAAGGAGAAGGGGAGGAUAUCCUCCCCCUUUCUGACGAAGAGGACGUCAACCGGACUGUGGUUGGCUGUCCAGCAGCAGCACGCGAAACUGAUGGUGGGGAUAGUUCAGAUUAAUCUCCACCACUGCAAGGCGGCCUCAGCCGCACUUCUCCUCCGUCUCGCCGAAAGAGAAGAGGAGAUCGCACUCAUCCAGGAGCCUUGGGUCAUAAAAGAUCGGGUUUGUGGAUUGAAUAUGAAGGGAUAUAAGCUGUUCUAUGUAACUGACAAAGUUUAGCGAUGCGGACAACGUCAUCAUAGCAGUGGAAUCAGGCGGAAUGUCUAUUUGGCUGGCUUCCACAUAUAUGGCCCACGACGCAGAAACAUUACCUCCACCACAAUCCUUAAGGAGCGCGGUAAUGGAGGCCUCUAGACGCGGCACUCCGAUGGUCAUAGGAGCGGACGCGAAUGCCCAUCAUCACAUAUGGGGCAGCUCAGAUACAAAUGAACGCGGUGAGUCGAUAUUCGAAUUCAUUAUGUGCAAUAACUUACAGGUUAGCAACGUAGGUGAUACCCCUACCUUUGUGACGUCUGUUAGAAGGGAGGUCCUUGACAUUACAUGUGUCAAUGAGCAGGGGGCAGAACUCUUGAAUGACUGGAGAGUCUCAAAAGACAACUCCUUUUCAGAUCACAUGUACGUCGUUUA